AACGAUAAUGAAGAUGACGACCGCGGUCGACGUGGAAAUGGCUUUAAAAGUAACGGAGGUUUUGGCAAUAAGAAUGCGUCCGGCUUCGGAGGAGGCGACGAUUAUUCGAAAGGAGGAGACCAACAAGGCGUGAGAGAAUUCUAUUCCAGCGGAUCCAAGCAAGAACGCGCACCAAAAGAUUGGUCCCCUGAGAACACCGCGAUUGAAAAGCUUUUCGAACGUGACGCUAUCAAUGCGGCUCAUUUUGAAAACGAACGGGAUGAAUCCGUGCAAAUAAUUGGCGAAGAUAACAAUGUUGAAAUCAGCUCGUGGGAAAACAGCGGUCUGCAUCCAGACUUAAUCAAAAUUUGUACUGAAAAAUGCCAUUACAAAUUUGUUCGUCCAAUUCAAGCUGCAGCUAUUCCAUUGAUCCUAAGUGGUCGUGACGUAAUGGGACUAGCAGAAACUGGUGGAGGUAAAACUGCGGCGUUUGUGCUACCGAUCCUUCACCAGAUCAUGAACAUGGGCAGUGACGCUCUGUCGUCCUUGAAAAGUGGACAAAUCCUUGCUUUGGUCGUAGCACCCACACGUGAAUUGGCCAGGCAAUUGUACGACUCUUUCCGGAAACACGCUUUCGGGACCGAAGUCAAUUGUUGCGUUUCAUAUGGUGAGCUUCCUCGUUUCAAAAGCCUCAGUGAGAUUCACAAAGGUUGCCAUGUUCUUGUUGGCACAAGUGGACGUUUGAUGGAUUUUGUUAAAAGAUCAGAUAUUAAUGUGGAACGGCUCCGAUUUUUGGUGUUGGAUGAGGCAGAUAUGCUCCUCGAAAGUGGUCGCGAGAACCAUCUCACCGCGAUCCUGUCGGAUCCAAGCUUUCCCAAGCCAGAAUCCCGCCAAACGCUUCUGUUCAGCGCUACUUUCCCUGCUGAUGUUGAACGGCUUGCCGGGAAAGUUCUGAGGAAGAAAUAUGUCACAGUUCGAACUAGUCAACGUGGUAAGGCCAAUGUACGUGUGACGCAAAAGUUCGUACAAGCUGAAGGAGUCAGUGGGAAGAACGAAACGUUGUUCGAUAUUCUGGAAAAACAGAAGGGCAAAGUCGCAGAUGUUCGAACUAGUCAACGUGGUAAGGCCAAUGUACGUGUGACGCAAAAGUUCGUACAAGCUGAAGGAGUCAGUGGGAAGAACGAAACGUUGUUCGAUAUUCUGGAAAAACAGAAGGGCAAAGUCGCAGAUGAUGGAUCUCCUAUGAGAACGCUGGUUUUCGUCGAAACCAAGAAACGAGCGGAUUUCCUAGCGCUCGCGCUCAGUGAGAAGGGAGUUCUAGCUGCUAGCAUAAAUGGUGACCGCCCUCAAAACGAACGCGAGCGAGUAGUUGGAGAGCUACGGGAAGGAACUCUACAUGUACUCGUUGGUACCGAUGUCUGUCAGCGAGGUCUGGAUAUUGGUGGACUGGACCAUGUAAUUAAUUACGACAUGCCCACCGGUACACCUGAAGAGGCUCGUGACAAGUACAUACAUCGUAUCGGACGAACUGGUCGUCUUCAUGGAGGCGUAGCGACCACGUUCGUCGAUUCUCGUGCAUCCAGUGAUGUGGAUUUGAUCAAACUGAUGGUGCAAGUCGCCAAAGAAACUGACCAGGAGAUUCCUGAUUGGCUCGAUCAAAUGUGCAACCGGGAUAGCUUUGCUCGUGCUGGAUUUGACUCGAGGUCUACUUUCGGUGCAAAAGUUCUGGAUUCGGUGCCACUGGCUUUGGAUCCGGAGGAUUUGGAGCUGGGGGAUUCAAAGACGGUCGCCAAAGAAACUGACCAGGAGAUUCCUGAGUGGCUCGAUCAAAUGUGCAACCGGGAUAGCUUUGCUCGUGCUGGAUUUGACUCGAGGUCUACUUUCGGUGCAAAAGGUUUUGGUUCGAGUUCUGGAUUCGGUGCCACUGGCUUUGGAUCCGGAGGCAGUGGAGGAUUUGGAACUGGAGGAUUCAAAGACGCGGCAAAAUCAGACAAACAAGGCAACGAAGAUGCGAAGGAGGAUAAAGAGCUUGGCUCCGCUUCGUUUGGAGAUGGUGGUUUUGGAAAUAACAAUACCACCGGUUAUAGGCAAAACGAGUGUUGUUGA
Molecule: messenger RNA, 2085 nt
Organism: Cooperia oncophora
Lineage: Eukaryota; Metazoa; Nematoda; Chromadorea; Rhabditida; Trichostrongylidae
Source: the annotation of a GenBank genome assembly